UGUAAAUGAACACACAGAUCCGAAGUUGUUCAAAUAUAUAUAAGAUCUAAACUUAUAAUCGAAUUUGAUACCAUUGUAGUUUUUAUGGCGAGAAUAUAUCUAUAGUUGAUACUUGGGGUCUUAAUUGAUAUUAGUGGCGAACAAGCCUAGAUAAGAUUAAGCGUCUGAUAAUAAAGUAACGUCAUGGCGGCAUACACGAACGUUCAGGAGGCCAAGAAAAAUCCUUCUGCGGUGUGGACGCGGUUUAAUAAUCCAACCUUCAACCCACAGUUUGGUUACAAAACCUACAAGACGAAUCUCCCAGGUGGACCCUAUAAAUUCAACCAGGACGCGUACGAAUACCUCAUGAGGUAUAAUGACUCUAAACAUGGUCAGACCCACUUGCACCCAGAUAAUCUUUAUACGCAACCCCAGCCUGUCCAUGAAACAACUGUUAACGAUGUUCAAAAGCAGGAAAUCAGCAGAGUUGAGUCAGGUGGUGCAUAUACGAGACCACAAGCACAGCCACAACAAACAUAUACACAACAGAAAGCACCAGCGAAAGAUAAGGACAAGAGAACCAAGAGAAGAUACAGGUGUAUUAUCCUACUAGUGGUGCUGCUUCUCCUGUUGCUUAUAGGAGCCGUGGUCGCUAUAGCGAUCCUAGCAAACAAUGCAACAGCUGCUACAGCUUCAACAACAACUGCUGCCCCUCAAGCUCAGAGCCAGAGCUACCAAGCAGAAAUAAGCUACGAUGCAUUGACGUUUGUCCCAGAGUAUGCUGACAAAACGUCACCGGAAUAUAAGAAAUUAGCAGAUGAGACGUGUGCAGCGAUUGAUAAAAUAUACAAAACGACUGCCUUAGACGAUAACUAUCAAUCCUGUAAAGUCACAGACAUGAAGAAUGGGAGUGUCAUUGUCAUUGUGGUUCUUGUCUUCAAGACCGACUCGCAAUCUGAAGUCGAAGUAUCAAAUACAUACGGACCACUCCUUGUUGCUGCCAUUGUCCAAGCCGUAGAUGGUCCUUUCAAAAACUACAGCGCAAAUGAAUCAGUGAAAACACAACAAAUAACAACAACUACAACUGUCGCCACAACAACUACAACUGUCGCCAUUACAACUCAAUCUGGCUCGAUGACAUCUCAAUCUGAUUCAUCAGAUUCGUCUGUGACAACAGAUUCGUCCCUAACAACAGAAUCAUCUGUAACAACAGUUUCAUCCGACUCGACCGAUUCGCCUGUGACACAAGGUUCUCCCGCCUCAACAGAUUCGUCCGCAACAACAGAAUCAUCUGUAACACAAGGUUCUUCCAAUUCAACAGAUUCGUCUGUAACAACAGAAUCAUCUGUAUCAACAGGAUCUUCCAACUCAACAGAUUCGUCCGUAACAACAGAAUCAUCUGUAACAUCAGGUUCUUCCGAUUCAACAGAUUCGUCCGUAACAAC
Owenia fusiformis is the source of this 1424-nucleotide messenger RNA. The record is from the annotation of a GenBank genome assembly. NCBI's taxonomy places the organism in Eukaryota, Metazoa, Annelida, Polychaeta, Sabellida, Oweniidae.